This is a messenger RNA of Hemicordylus capensis (graceful crag lizard), 3019 nucleotides long. RefSeq names its product inhibin subunit alpha (gene INHA). The coding region runs from base 246 to 1298 and encodes 350 amino acids. The transcript is spliced from 2 exons. Gene Ontology annotation, biological process: SMAD protein signal transduction. Gene Ontology annotation, molecular function: cytokine activity; growth factor activity. Gene Ontology annotation, cellular component: extracellular region. The record is from RefSeq and is a predicted model, not a curated record. Lineage: Eukaryota; Metazoa; Chordata; Lepidosauria; Squamata; Cordylidae.
UCGGGAGGCAGGAGGACUCACAGGCAGGAGGUUAGACGCACAGGAGGAAGCUGAAGAGCCUGACCACCUCCUACAAGAGGCAGGACUUCUCCACACAGACCCCUGAGAGAGAGAGAUCAGCUCUUUGGCACUCGGACACAUUGAGCCAAAGGCACACAUCCACACACAAUUUUUUCAUUUAACAAAACAAAACAAAACAAAACCCUGCGGGAAUUUUACACACCCUGCACAUCAUUCCUUUGCACAUGCUGGCUCAGAGCCCUUUGCACCCCCUGUCCCUCAUCAGCUCCAUGCUGAUCUUGCUACUGGCUCCUGCUGCGGUUGCUGGCUGCAGCGGGAGUGAAAUUGAUAGGCAUCUCAUCCUGGCCAAGGUCAAGGCACAUUUCCUGGAGUCCCUUGGUCCUGCUCCCCAAGGCAAUAGGGUCCAGGCAAGACGAAGGGGGCUCCACAGGCGGCAUGCCUCGGGCACCUCAGCUGGCCGGAGCUGGGAGGAAGAGGACACAUCGCAAGUAAUUGCCUUCCCCUCCAGAGGUGUAUCAUGUGGGCCACCUCAACCUGAUGAGCUUCCAGAGGAUGCCGGACUUUUCACCUACAUCUUCCAGCCUUCCUCUCACACCCUGAGCCGUGUGGUGGCCUCGGCCCAGCUGUGGUUCUACACCGGUCCCGUGACCCUGCAAAGCAGCAGCCUCUCAGAAGUGGCAUCCAACAGUUCGGUGCCUGAGGCAGAGGUCCUGAAGCUCUCCGAACAAGGCCAGAUCCCUGUGGCCACCAUGGCAGUGCCAGCCGCUGAGGACUGGACGGUCUUCCACUUUGGAACCUCCUUCUUGCCUUACAUUAGCCAGAAGAUAUUUGUGCUGUUUGUCCGCUGCCCUGCCUGCCCUUGUGUAGCUGAUGCGGAGAAGAUACCUUUCCUUGUGGCCGUCACCAAACCGAGGGGCCGUGACCGGGCCCGGCGCACCUCAGUGCCUUGGCCACUUGGGGCUCUCAACUUGCUUCAGAGGCCCUCUGAUGAUGCCGAGACCCAUGCCAACUGCCACCGGGCCUCCCUCAACAUCUCCUUCGAAGAGCUGGGCUGGGACAGGUGGAUCGUGCACCCCAGCAGCUUUGUGUUCCACUACUGUCACGGGAGCUGCUCGGCUGCCCACCCGCUCACCUACCAGCCCAACUUCCGUUUGUGCUGUGCAGCCUUGCCAGGCACUAUGCACUCUCUGCGGGUCCGCACUACCUCAGAUGGUGGCUACUCCUUCAAGUAUGAGACAGUGCCCAACAUCCUCACCCAGGACUGCGUCUGCAUAUAACAGGGUCUCUGCUUCAGAGGAAGGGUGACAAUUCCUCCCAAAAGGGAGAUAACCAGCCUCUUUAAUCUAGACCUUGUCUAACACCUUAUGCUGAGAGAGUAUUUCAGCAAACAAGUUUCCUCUCUGGCUGGGCCCUUGAGGCCUUCCCAGACAAUUUGGGACCAAAACACUUGUUACCUGGAAUUGCAUUUUUCAUUCUCCCAUUUUUUAAAAAAUACUGAAAAGCAGCCUUGGAUGCUACAACUGAAAGCAAAAGAGCAGGCGAGAGAUGGAGAGGCUUCCCUUCCUGCCUUUUGUUUGCUCAAAAUGACAUCUUCCAUGUGGUUUCCCCACAGACAAAAAGAUGCAGGAUCCUCAUAUAUUGUCCCGUGUGAAGAUAUGCAGUUUGAGAAAGGCAAAUUUGAGCAGACAACUGGCAGAAAGAGAAAUGGUUAAGCAACUCCUCCCCCUGCUACCCUUCCACCUGAUGGCAGCCACCAAGACUGCUUUUCAAUAAAACCAAAAAAACCAAACCCACACACACUGUAGGAAACAUGCACUUGAGUGUACUGUGUAAUUUGUCCCCAGAAUCCAGGAGUGAUUUAUCUUGACAGAACCCGAUUGAGUCUCAUUUCCCCCCAAUGCCCAAGCACUGUUUAGGGUGAAAAGAGACUCCACAUGCAGAGUGAGGAAACAGGAAAGGGGUCGAUUCUUCUAAGCACAGAACCAACCCAAUCCUUUGGCCAAGCUUGCUUCUCCUUAGCCAUAGAGUAGACAUCACAAAUAUCUGAGAGACUUUUAGGCUGGGACUGUCCUGGAAUCCCCAAUAGGCCUCCACAUAAGAAUAUGAUAGGUCUAUUUGGCCUGCCUCCUCCCCCGUCACACAGAAUUCAAUCUGGCCUCAGCAGCCAAUUUGCCCAGCAAGUUCUCCGGCCUCUAGGGUUCAAAAAGAUUUAGCCCUCAUCCCCAAGACUCCUGAAAAGAACAAUGCCAGGAGGAAUUAUAUCAUGGUCUGGAUAAUUCAAAGCCUACCCAUUUUGAUGAGUCUGCAGUCCCAGAUAUCUCCCUCCCAAUGAUCUUUAAUAUCCAGCCACGCAAAGAGCAAAAUACACACAAUACAAUCCUUACACUUUGACCCUCUGCAAUCUCAGUUAAGUUCCUCUUCCUUCAAGUACCUAAAUGUACCUGGAAGCACAAGGGUUGGGGUAGAGAACUGUUCAGUGGGAUCAGCAAGGUUGCUGUCCAGCCUCUGCAAUCACCACGGCUUCUGUCAGAGGAGCAUGCAGAGGAGCAAGAAGGGGGACUCAUCAAGAAAACACAGAAGCAUUUAUCAGGAAUGCAGCUACAAAGCGCAAUAAGCAUGAGGCAGCAUCAGCUCAGGGAUUGGUGGUGCAUCUUGGCCUGACAUCGAUAACUAAUAGGCAUCUUUAAAUUAAAUCGGGGGGGGGGGGGUCAGCUCAUCAAUCAGAACCACUGAAAUAGGGGACGGUGACUCAACUCCUCUUGCUGGCCGGGAUGGGCUUCAGGCAGGCAGGUGGGGGCGGCACACCAGAAGCCUUCCAGUUCUGCUGAUUGCAGCCGUCCAACGCCUGUAAUCAGAACAUGGUGUGACAGCUGGAGUGUGGGAGUCCCUUUGCUUUUUUGAACUCUGUACCAGUCAGCAGCUUGACAGUAAGGAGCCUAUUAGUAGGUGUUUCCAAAACAGUGCAAGUUAAAUAAACUUUUUUUGUAAAUAAAAAGAA